This is a messenger RNA of Arctia plantaginis, 675 nucleotides long. The record is from the annotation of a GenBank genome assembly. NCBI's taxonomy places the organism in Eukaryota, Metazoa, Arthropoda, Insecta, Lepidoptera, Erebidae.
AUGAAAAAAAAUGCCAGAAAGGAAUUAUCACAAGAAAAAAAAGAACGCCGCUGUACUGGUGGAGGGCCACCACCACCCAAACCUUCCGAUACCAGUGAAUGGCUGUGCAGCAUAAUGGGUGAAUCAAUAGUGGGUCUUCCAUCCACACAUGAUUCAGAUUUCAUUUUUGAUAAUAAUACUCCACAGUUGAAUGGUGAAGCAGCUCAACCAAGUGUUGCUCUUUCAAAUAUUGAGGAGGAAAUGUCUAUGGUGUCGUAUACAGAUGGACACAAUGACGGAGUUAUCCAUGAUGUUGCUCAUAUUGUGCCAAUUCAUGAUGUUCAAGAAAAUGAAGAGACUCGGGAGACUGUGAAAUUUGACACGAGCACACCACAUACAAUGCUGCGAAAACCUCUUUCUAAACCAUUAGAAUCAUCUUAUAGGAAAAGAAAAUUGAAUUUUACUCCUCUCGAGACAAGAAAAAAAAUCAUUACAGUAGCUCACGAAAAAGAACUCUACUUAAAGAAGAAAGGAGAGUUAAACAGUAUUUCUUUUGAUAGUCCUCUUUUAUUUUUUUCUCAAAUACUAGCUUUGGCAAUUACGUUCAGCUUUAUAGACAUGCGCUCUGAAAUGUUGGCUGCCCAAUUACACUCUCAGACAACUAAACGCAUAACUAAGCCCACCAUUAAAUUAUAG